Messenger RNA from Topomyia yanbarensis, 2702 nucleotides. It is a transcript of the gene tos, whose product is annotated as exonuclease 1. Gene Ontology annotation, molecular function: DNA binding; 5'-3' DNA exonuclease activity; metal ion binding. The record is from RefSeq and is a predicted model, not a curated record. Gene Ontology annotation, biological process: DNA recombination; mismatch repair. The coding region runs from base 227 to 2584 and encodes 785 amino acids. Gene Ontology annotation, cellular component: nucleus. Lineage: Eukaryota; Metazoa; Arthropoda; Insecta; Diptera; Culicidae. The transcript has 3 exons.
AGUUGUUCCUGCAAAAUCACAUCAAAAUCGGGAGGGAGAAAAAGACCGCCUUUGCAUGUCCCGUACCAGGAAUUAGGAUUGCUUUUGUUUUCAUUACAAAUACCUAUGAUACUAUGUAGAAAGUAAUAUUAUUCAUUUCAGCACCUGUCCUAAGUUUGAAAAGUGAUUUCCAAGUUCGUGAAAGGUUUUGUCCUAUUUCAACCUAGUUCAGGGUCGUAUUUCAACUAUGGGCAUCACAGGACUGAUACCGUUUCUAGAGAAAGCUUCCAGCAAGUGCCACCUACGGGAUCUUCGUGGCCAAUGCGUCGCAAUCGAUAGCUACUGCUGGCUACACAAGGGAGCCUUUGCCUGUGCGGACAAACUUGCCCGUGGCGAGAUAACGGACAUUCACAUCCAGUAUUGUCUCAAGUAUAUUAAUUUAUUGCUUUCCCACGAUAUCAAGCCGAUCCUGGUGUUCGAUGGGCGGCAUCUACCGGCAAAGGCAGCAACGGAAGCUAAGCGACGAGAGUCCAGAGAGACUUCGAAGAAGAAAGCGGCCGAGUUUCUACGAAUGGGCAAGGUUGAGGAAGCAAACAGCUUCUUGCGACGUUGCGUUGACAUCACACACGAAAUGGCUCUACAGCUGAUACAGGAAUGUCGGAAGCGGAAUGUUGACUGUGUAGUGGCACCGUAUGAGGCCGACGCCCAGCUGGCUUAUCUGAAUAGAAAGGGAAUCGCGCAGGCAGUUAUAACGGAGGAUUCCGAUUUGAUGUUGUUCGGUUGUAGUAAGGUUUUGUUCAAGUUGGAUCUCACUGGAUGCGCUUUGAUGAUGGAGGCCGACAAGCUCUACCUCGCUAUGGGGUGUAAGGAGGAGAAAUAUUCGUUUGAUAAAUUCCGCUACAUGUGCAUUUUGUCCGGUUGCGACUACAUCGAUUCGUUGCCGGGGAUUGGGCUGGCUAAAGCUCGGAAAUUUGUCCUGAUGACGGAAGAAACUGACAUGCAGAGAGCUUUGGACAAAAUACCUUCCUAUCUUAAUAUGAAGAAAUUGGACGUUUCGGAGGAGUAUAAGACAAACUUUUUGAAGGCAGAUGCCACCUUCAAGCACAUGAUAGUGUUCGAUCCUACAGCACGUGUACAAACCCGAUUGACAGAAAUUGAGGAUUUAGGAACUAAUCCCGAACUGUGCUCUAAUGCUGGAACUUUCUUGGAUAACGAAACUGCACUCCAGCUAGCACUCGGUAAUAUUGACCCGUUUUCUAUGAAGAAGUUGGACAACUGGCAUCCGGAUGACUCGAACUGCCAAGCUACAGGAGGAAAAACUUCGGAUUGGAAGCAAACGAGCAUCGCAAAACAUUCCAGUGUGUGGAGAAGAAACUAUGAACCACAAAAGCCUCCUCCGGUAGAUAUUCAAGAAAACAUCACCGUUAGAAACAGUUUUAAAAUUACAGAAACUGUGAAGCGACCGGUUCUCAAUCCGGAUUUUGAGGAUGCCGAGAGGAACAAAUCGAUUGACGAUGUGUUAGAAGCGUACGGCAUCAAAGCUAACGAGCAGCCGCCAUUGAAAAAACUCUGUAUGAAUGUGGAGUCGGAAAAUCGACGAAUAACGAUAGAUUUCAGUGAAAUGCAGGAGCUAGACGACAUGGCUACACUGGAAAAUAGUCCCAAGAAAUCGACAGGGCGUAGAAAUCCGUUUCAGGUUACAUCGACUGGACCCAUUUCAAUUAAUCGUCGUUCCUCAGGUUCGAGUGUUCUUUCCCCGACGAAAAUCACUGUCGAUAACAGUUCUUUGCUGCGGAACGUAAGUCCCGUUAAACGAAUUGAGUUUGAUGAGAAGUCCACAAGUCAGGUGUGUCUCACUAAAGGCGAAAAACUGAGCCGUUUUAAGAGAACCAUCACAGGAAAUGAUCGCGGACAGAAAGUGAUUAGUAGAUUUUUCUCGUCUGCAAGCUCUUCCACGACGACAAUAACUUGUCAAUCACUAGCUGACGAGUACAGUGAGAAGGAAAGUUCAGUUAAGGCAGACGAAACUUCUCAGAACGCUGCUAAUCUGUAUCUUCUAUCUGAGGAUGCGAAACCUCAGCAUCGAGGAGAACAAACACCUAAGAAGCGAAAACCUGUACUAAAUUGUGAUGAAAUUUAUUCGCCAGACCCUCCCGUGAAGUCUGAACGUCCGAUAGAAACACUGGACAGCGGUUUCGUGGAUGAACCGGAAGCUGGGUUUAGUUCCUCGCAAAAAGAGAAUGAGGCCACUUGCACGAAUAGUGCUAGAUCGUCACGGUUACAAUUGUUUGUUAAGACCGAACCGAGCCGGCUCGGUGGAAAGCCUUUCGCAGAGGGGGCAGACAGAGUGACGACGGAAAUAGUGUCCUCUUCGCAACAGCUACUGGGGAUUGAGAUUCUGGACGAGGAAGAUGUAGCUUCUGAACAAAACCGGUCUAAUAAAUCGGAACGAUUGUCGGGACCUGGCAGUACACAGAAAAAGCCCACAGGUAGACGAGUUGGACUCUCUAAAGGGAAAAAGCUGAAGGAUAUUGGACCUAUGCAGAGUAAGCUGUCGAUGUUCGGGUUUCAGAAAAAGGCGCCUAUCACUGGAACAAACGAAUGACCUUUUUUAUUUGUUAUUUUAUUAUAAUUAGGUACCAAUGUGUUGAAAUUCCGCACGAAAACUGUAUUAGACCGACGUGCAUUGCCAAAUAUACACUGAUUACCAGUAGUUUCUUUUA